Messenger RNA from Bursaphelenchus okinawaensis, 2473 nucleotides. NCBI's taxonomy places the organism in Eukaryota, Metazoa, Nematoda, Chromadorea, Rhabditida, Aphelenchoididae. The record is from the annotation of a GenBank genome assembly.
AUGCCUGUUAACAACAACGCUAACGCCGAAGGAGGCAACAACAAGAACGAAGGUACUUUUACUAUCUUUUCUAGUAUUUUAGUUUUUAAAUUUCCAAAAGGUUUUUUUUCCAAACAUAAUAUAAAAAUCUAAUUUCAGCCAAAGUAGACCAACUUCCUAUUGGUACCAUUCUGGCAGGAAAGUACAAGUUGACAGAAUUAGCUCAGUCCCAUCCUGUACUAGGCUUAACGUACAAUGCAAUCAGCCAGGAAGGCGAUGGUUACAUCGUGAAGGUGGAUUCUGAGAAGAACCUAUUGUCUUUAGUCAGAUCCGAAGCCGGCUUCCUUCAGGCUGUUAUUCAUGCCAAUGCCUGCGAUCAUUUCGUCCAAUUCAUGCAUGGGGCACGGUACCAGAAGAUCAUCUACUUUGUCUCCAGAUUCCGACCAGGACCGUCGCUGAAUCAGUGUUUGGGAGCAAUGUCUGAGGGAAAGUUCACUGUGGGUACGGCUGUCAGAGUGGCUUACCAUAUCUCUAAAGUAAGGUUUUACAUUUUUGAGUAUUAUGUUGGUUAGAAUGGAUUGUUUAAAUUAUUUGUAUGACUUUACGUUAUUCACAAAAUACUACUUGUUUUAGGCAAUCGACGUUGUCCACAACCUGAACUACUUGUUGCGUCGUAUGGAUCCAAAUGUCAUCAAAUUUGACGUCCACACCAAAUCUAUCUACCUCAGCGAUCUGAGCAGUGUUAGAGUUGAUCCGGCCAAAAUUAAGCUGAAUGCUACAGUCAAAUGGGCUGGUCCUCAGCUGUACGCUCCAAUGCAACAUCACAAUGGAGGUAAUGUUUAGUAUCAGAUUGAGAAAGGGCUUAUUUCAAGCUAGUGUUUGGCUGAACUAUAAGCUGUGCAUUGUUUAAUCCAAAAACAAGUUAUUCUUCUUAAAAUAACAUAAAUUAUGAUGAUAAGAUCUUGGCAAAUAUUACUAAUAUUCCUACUUCUUCAGGGUCAGUAGAAGCCCGCCACGACGUCGAAGCCCUCGUAUUCCUACUGGUCGAUAUGACAACAGCCAAACUGCCAUGGGAGAACUGUCCUCCUGAUAUGGUGGCCUCAGCCAAAAGACAGUCCAUCACCGACCAGACCCUCUUCAAUGGCUGUCCAUCACAAUAUUCAGCCUUGUAUACCUACAUCUCGUGUCUGACCAGCGACGACAAGAUUAACUACGAACAAAUUUGGAGAAAGAUGGAAGAAGCUUGGCAACAAGCUGGAAUCAAGGACGUCAAGGAGAAGUACGAUUGGGAAGUUAAAAUGCGAGCUCCAGAUGCCAACGGAUAUUAGUGUCAACUAUUUUUGGAAAGUGUAUAUAUUUUUAUAGUAAAGUGGUUCGUUGAUGUUUUUGACAAAUAAAAUAUUCCAGUAUUUCGUCUUGCCCUUUAUUUUUCACAGAAAUUUGUUCGACAAAUUAUCGUUUCCUCGUAUAAACAACGCAGUGCAAGCUUCAAAGUGUAGGUCGCAGACUGCGCGUAAUUGUUUUAUUUCUUUUUGCGAAGCUUUAUCUAACUUUGGUUUUCCAUUUUGAACUCGACUGCUUCAGUGACCUGAAUUCAGGUCAACGCCUUCAAACUGGAUCCGAGAAGUAAGUCAAAGUUAAAUUAACAAAGUUUGUGUUCAGGUUCAAAUCACUUGGGUUCUUUGGGUAACUUUUCUUUGAACCCCAACUUGGCAGAACCACGAGAAGAAUCUUCAGAAGAGAGUCAGAGAAGAUUUGAGAUUGAAUGCGAGUUCGUACAAUCAUUGGCUAACCCGCAUUAUAUUACGUGUAAGGUUUACGGAUUUUAUAAUAAGAUUUAAUUUGUUUUACUCUUAUUUUUUUGGUGUUGUUGUUUUUCUUAUUGAGAAAAGAAAUGCAAAGCAGAGAACUGAUAAGACCUUUUUAGACAUAGCACAGCGUGGAUUUUUUAAGGAACAAUACUUUUUGAAUUACUUAAAAUACUUGUUGUACUGGAAACGCCCUGAAUAUGCGAAGUAAGUCGUUUUUCUUUAUUUUUGUUGUUGUUUAGAUUAUUCAAGUGAAACAUUUUAUAACACUACAUUACUGUUCAGAUGCCUCAAAUUCCCUCAGUGCUUAUCAAUGUUGGAGAAUCUUCAAAACCCAGAGUUUCGUGAAGCAAUGGUGCUAUCAAGUAAUGCCAAGUUUGUCGAAGAUCAACUUUUGUUGCAAUGGCACUUUUACCUCAGAAAACGGGCACGGAUCUUGGUACGUUUCACUCAUUUUGAACAGAUUAGAACGUUUUAUAAGGUUUUUUAAAAAUAUUAUUCGAAUAUCAAUUGAAAGUUUAGUUUUAAGAAACUCAAAUUUGCAUAAUUUGCAGCAAACUAAUCACGUGGCGGACGAACAGCAGCCCAACUCAAACGAGCGUUCCGAAGACGAGGAAGUUGAGGAAGGUAGAACGGAGCGUGAGAACGACGAGAACGAUGAAAGGCGGAUUCAGCCUCAGCAAUAG